Molecule: messenger RNA, 510 nt
Organism: Onthophagus taurus
Lineage: Eukaryota; Metazoa; Arthropoda; Insecta; Coleoptera; Scarabaeidae
Source: RefSeq, a predicted model, not a curated record
UUUUAGUAACCAUGAAAAACAUUCACCUUUUGAUCCUUGCAAUAGAGUGAAACACCUCCAGAAAAUCACAAAAAUGGAAAAAAUUAUUCUUCUUGUUUUACUUGGCGCUGCCGCUGUUAUUACACAAACAUGUGGUCCAAACCAAGCCUGGGACGAUUGCGGAUCUGCUUGCCGACCAUACUGUAAUAAACCAUCUGGUGAAACUUGCACCACGGAAUGCGUGGAAGAUUGCUUCUGCGAUGAAGCUAAUGGUUACACCAAGAGAGCAAUAGAUGCGGAAGAUGACGAUUGCAUUCUUAUAUCUGAAUGCCCUACUUGUGGUGCCAAUGAAAUAUAUAAAAUGUGUGGAACUGCCUGUCAAGAUUAUUGUGGAAAACCAGAAGGUACUGCGUGUACAGAACAAUGCGUGCAAGGAUGUUUCUGUAAAGAUGGAUUUGUACGUACAAUUGAUAAUAACAGUUCUGCUUGUAUCCUUGAAGCAAGUUGCCCUUAAGAGUUAAAUAUCUUAUA